Molecule: messenger RNA, 1826 nt
Organism: Chara braunii
Lineage: Eukaryota; Viridiplantae; Streptophyta; Charophyceae; Charales; Characeae
Source: the annotation of a GenBank genome assembly
CCGGAAAACGAAUAAAGAUUCCCUCGGCCGCUGCCAUUUUCCAACUAAGCAGCUCGCCAGCAACGACGUCGGACAUUGGAGCUCUGUGGGUUUUGCGGAAGCAGAGCUCUGUGCGUUUUGGGAAGCAGAGCUGUGUGCGUUUUCGGAAGCAAGCAAGCACAGCGAAGCGAAGAUGGCGGUCAAGAUCGGCAUCAAUGGGUUCGGCCGCAUUGGAAGGUUGGUCCUGAGGGCUUCCCUCAACCACCCUAACGUGCAGGUGGUGGCUGUGAACGACCCUUUCCUUGAUCCCGAGUACAUCGUCUACCUCUUCAAGUACGACACCGUGCACGGCAAGUACAAGGGCGAGGUCGGUCUGUCCGCCGACAAGAAGCUGGUCGUUGAUGGCAAGGAGAUCACCAUUUUCGCUCUGAGGGAUCCUUCCGCGAUUCCGUGGGGAGAGGCAGGUGCCGAUUACGUCGUCGAGUCCACCGGUGUGUUCACGGACAAGGACAAGGCGGCUGCCCAUCUGAAAGGCGGCGCGAAGAAGGUGGUCAUCUCUGCUCCCUCUGGCAACGCGCCGAUGUUCGUGAUGGGCGUGAACGAGGAGAAGUACACGCCGGAUCUGGACGUKAUCUCGAACGCGAGCUGCACGACCAACUGCUUGGCGCCUCUUGCCAAGGUCRUCAACGACAACUUCGGCAUCGUGGAGGGACUGAUGACCACCGUGCACGCCGUGACGGCCACGCAGAAGACGGUGGACGGGCCAUCUGGCAAGGAUUGGAGGGGCGGGCGUGGGGCUGGAUUCAACAUCAUUCCCAGCGGAACGGGCGCCGCCAAAGCUGUGGGGAAAGUCCUUCCUGUGCUCAACGGCAAGCUGACGGGCAUGGCCUUCCGUAUCCCGACGGCCGAUGUGUCUGUGGUGGAUCUGACGGUGAGGCUGGAGAAGAGCGCCAGCUACGACGAAAUAAAGGCUGUGAUCAAGAAGGCCUCCGAGACCGAUCUGAAGGGCAUCUUGGGGUACACGGAUGACGAUGUGGUGUCGUCGGAUUUCAUCGGCGAUGCUCGGUCGAGCAUCUUCGACGCCAAGGCGGGUAUUGCACUGAACGGGAACUUCGUGAAACUCGUGUCCUGGUACGACAACGAGUGGGGUUACUCCAACCGUGUGGUGGAGUUGAUUGAGCAUAUCUCCAAGGCUUAAAUCAGUCUGUGUGAGUGUGAUGUGUGUGUUGUGUGCGUAGGUAGGUAGUAGCUAAUUAGUUGAGAGCAGUCAUUGCGAGGGCACUCGAUUAUGUUUUUCCCUCGUGAUUUUUGAUUGGCGGAAUCAUAGUGAGACGAUGUGUUGGCUUGUGCGUUUUCUUACAUCGAAUUUGGGUAACUUGUGGCGGGUAUGGAGAAGAGAAAAGGGAGUAGGGAGAGGUAUAGGGUGACCUGCAAUAAGUCGAUCUUUUCAUUCAAUCUAUUAUCUGUGGGGGUGAAACAGAUCAAACAAACACGACGCUUAAAAGAGCUUUAGAUGCAAUGGUGGGGUGUUUCUGGUUCUGGGAGUUCGAUGGAUCGAAUACUUCGAUAUUGUAAUUGAAAAUCGGACGCCCUCACGGCGACUUUAUUUCGACAUAACUCGAGUUUUUUUUUUUUUUUUUAAUUCGUUUAACUAGUUUCAUCUGGAUUCGAACUCAGUUGUGUUUUCUCACGUUUAUCUCGUUCCGACCUCCGUGUGUUUUUCAACAGUUCAAAGCCAUUAAAAACGUGUGUCCGGUUCUGGCAGUUUGUCGUAUGCUUCGGCAUUGUAAGUUGAGAUCGGACGCCCUCAAGGCGAUUAUGCUUCGAAAUCAAAUGAGUAUUUUUCU